AAACCGUUCAGGAAGUCGGUGGGGUUUAGACUUGUGGAUUUACAAGUAUCUAGUUACUGUAGUUGGGGCAUCAUAUGUUUUCUUCGAUCAAGUUAGACAUCCUGCACCCUGAUUACUUGUGUGACUUAAUCCGGAAAAUGCCUGAGGUGGAAGUAUGUGGAGCUAAAAAGACUACUAUGUUGUUGCGGAAUGAUUCCACUCUACAAGACUUACCGGAUUCACAUAGAGAUAGAAUCCGAUACUUGCUAAAUGAAGCUCUUCAAGGGAAAUUUCGUACUUCUGGUCAAGGACUGUUACCUGGUAAUAAGGAAGAUUUGGAUGCUAUCGAGAAGAAAAAGAAAGUAGCCAGGUCUGUAUUUGAUGAAAUGAUUCAGUAUGGUAAAAGACUACUGGAAUGUAUAAGAAUCCUAAGGGAUGUCAACAACGCAAUUUCAAAUGAUACGUCAUUGAAAUACAACACUGUGGUAAAAGGAAUGUUUAAGGACAUACCUUCUUUGUUCAAACUCCAUGAACACUUGACUGAAAGCUUUGACUUAUGUAGCCCUGGGAACAUAGAGCUACCAUCCGCUUUCACUAGUGACAAGGAAAUGCAGAUUUUGAACAUAUACAAGAGCUUCCUUUGCCGCUAUGCUGUGAAUUUUCGCGCUUUUUCUGAGCUGUAUUCUACUAAUGAAGAACUCCAAGAUAUAUGCAAAGGUAUCGUUGCCAAGUCUCAGUAUGAAGAACAACGUAUCCAGAAUGUUCCUGGAAUGUUUUACGGAGUCAGUACUGCUUUACCACGUUACAAGGAUCUUAUUUAUAGGCUCAAAGGAACUUUACUACCAAGUGACCCGGAAUAUGCGAAUGUCACAAAGGCUUGGAAGUUUAUCAAAGAUCUUUUGGACCGUUCAGAACAAGAAGUUGUUUUACAGGAAAAGAUGUUAAAAGCUCGCGAGGCACUUGGUAAACUGGAUGGUCUUCGUGUGAAGUAUAUUCGUAUUCCAUUGUUGCAUUUAGAAGGACCUGCAAAGAAACUUCCACGACGUUCAAUACACAGACGACUUUUGGAUAGAUAUCUAUUUCUUUUCUCCGAAUAUUUGGUUAUGACUGAACCUCCAAACGCGGUUGGUCGUUACCAAGUUAAGUCGGAAACACAUCUGGCUGGAAUGACAUUAUGGGAAGUGAAGGAUGACGAAGAAAUAAACGUUGAUCAUUGUUUCAGAAUCAAAGCUAAGGAAUUAUGUGUUGAAGUUGCCUUUGCAAAUGCAAAUGAGAAAACGCUCUGGUGGAAUGAAUUGCAACAGGCGAUUGAUUGUGAAUGCAAUAAACCCAAUGGUACUAAUUUUGAGGAAGAAAAAACAGUGUUGAGUACUAGCAAUUUAGGUGAUGUGGCUGCUCAAUGGGUGAAAGAUGAAUCAUCCACUAUGUGUACAUAUUGUUGUACUGAAUUUACUACAAUUAAUCGACGUCAUCAUUGUCGUGCAUGUGGCAAGUUAUUUUGUGGUUCCUGUUCAGCUUAUAAAGCACCAUUGGGAUCAUGUGGUGGUAAAUAUCAGCGUGUGUGUGUAGUGGACUACUACCUAAUCAAUAAAAACGCUAAACCUCCAACACCAGAAAUAUUGGAAGCAAUAUUACGUCGGGCAGACAAACAAACACCUCAACCACUAAGAACCGGCUUUCUCAUGUGGAGUCAUUUCAUCAACUCGUGGUCUAAUAAAUCACCUAUUCGAUCAUCUAGAGCAUGUGUUGAAUAUCGAACUAUUGACGUGAGUGCUGAAAAACGUAAAGAAAUGCUCCAUGACAUCGAAGUCUCUACUAAUUCGAGCUCUUCGUUUGUUACAGCAUUGGAUAACGUAUCCAACCAUCACGAUAGAGAAUCUCAAACAGCUCCUGCUUUAUCUUCUGAUACCAGUAGAUCAUUGGAAUCAGUCAGUCACAAGUCGUCGUCUGCUUGCUUGUCACGUUUGUUUUGUGUCCUGCAAACUGACACUUCCCUGUCAUUCUACGCUGCUCGCGCUGAUACACGUGCGGUGGAUAAAAUCACUGUAAUUGGCUUACGACUGUUUUACCUUGAUGAAAAGUUGAAUACCGAACCUUCAAAAUAUGGUGGUAUCUCAGGAAUCCAGACUAUGCCAUACCCUAAAUCGAAGAGUUUUGAUUGUUCAUCUCGGAUGAUGAACACAGAUCUUUCUAUCGACACUACGCAGUUACCUAAAUUGGAGCGUUCUAUUUUCUCCCGUCAAGGUAAUCCAAUGUACCGGAACUAUAAACCUCCUCCAUGCGACAACAAUAUCUUUGGUUAUAAUUCUACUGUUCAAUCUUCCAAUCUCUCAGCUGCUGCAGCCUUGUCGAAAUCCCUUACUCAUGCUCACAUCAAAUCUCUGUCAGAUGCCCUAGUAGCAGCGAGAUUAUCCAACCGAUCCACACAGUCUUGUAGAGAAAGGCUGUCUAAAGAAGAGUGUGGGGACACUUCACAGCAGGUAUCUGCAAGUCAAUCUGACUCUAACGGUACCGUAACUAAUAGAGACAUCAUCAGGCAUAUUGAGUCAGUCAGUCCUGAGAUAUUAGGUCUUUUGAAGAACGAUUUGGGAUUUCUACUCUUACCACUAAACACAGACCGCCCAGCGCAUUACUUUGAAGCCACAACAGUUGAAAUUAGAACCCAAUGGAUCAAUUCUAUUCGUCGUGUUUGUAUAGACUUCAUGUCAUGAAGCAAUAAACAAUCGAUCAGCAUAUAUACACUUCCACAGAUGAGCAACCAACCUGUACAAUUUAUUUGGCUGUAUUAUUAAUUUAUACGCUCAUCAUCAUCUACUUUGCUUCGUUGUUUACCACAUUACUUAGAAGUAAUAUGUUUAUCUCUGAAUGAAAAUAAAGUGGUUUCUCAGACAAAAUUAUUUCUUCUUGUGUAUAAUUUUUCCCCCUCUACUGAUCUAUCUUUUUUUUUGAAAUGUAAUCAAAUCAAUGUUUCAGUUUUUUUCCUACGAGUUUAGUAUUCUUACAGUUUUACGAAAUACUAUCCUUCAAAGAAUAUAUUUCUUCUUUUGCUUUAAUUCUGAAUAUGUCUUGUUGCAAGUAGUAAAGUACUUUUUCUAUAAUUUACAUUAGAGUAUUUUUGAUUAUAUAUGGUCUUUAUGCAACUUUCAUUUGUCUCACAUAUGUAAACAUCUCAGCUGGAUGAAAUGUAAAUGCGACUGUUAUGAAACGGUGUGUACACUGCUAGCAGACAAAUAUUCAUAUGAGUCUACCUGUAAUACGAAUUAUUUGAAAAUUUCAAAGUUUAACUUGUUUUUGUUGAUGGUUGACUUACGUUAUGGAAUUUUCAGCCUUCAUCUAAUUAGGAUAAGAAGGUGCACUAUAACAAAAAAAGACUGGUGUCCACUGUUUGUUUCAUCUAGUGGUAUUUCCAGUUACCUGUACAGUAUGCAGUUGAAAAAAUGU
Molecule: messenger RNA, 3420 nt
Organism: Heterobilharzia americana
Lineage: Eukaryota; Metazoa; Platyhelminthes; Trematoda; Strigeidida; Schistosomatidae
Source: the annotation of a GenBank genome assembly